Exophiala mesophila is the source of this 4077-nucleotide messenger RNA. RefSeq lists its product as uncharacterized. The transcript has 2 exons. Lineage: Eukaryota; Fungi; Ascomycota; Eurotiomycetes; Chaetothyriales; Herpotrichiellaceae. Bases 284 to 1792 code for a protein of 502 amino acids. The record is from RefSeq and is a predicted model, not a curated record.
CUAAGAGUCACUCCAAAAAAACACUCUCUCCCCCGGCUCCGCUCUUAUCCUCGUCUCUCCGCUUCACUGCGUUGGGGCGCAUGCAUCUCAACUCCUCCCCCCUUCACCGCAUUCAUUCAUUCCUCUCUCAUCUAUUGUUAUCCUUGCCGAUUGCCACUUGCCUCUGGCUCCCAGACCUGAUCUCGUCUCAUCCAUUUUGGGAUACCGUCUGGUCCCUCUACCUUAUCAACACCCGCCCACAGCGCCUCUCAUUAUGAGAGCGCUACAUCCUUGAUGAUAACACAUGCUCACUCAGGUGAUUCGACCAUCUAGACAUACCAUACAUUUCACGACCACCUUGAGUGUUGAAUCAUUACUUUCAACAUCAAGUCGUCUCCCCAAGUUCUCACCAGCACCUUCCCAAUCUCACUCAAAGCGACCGUGUACCCUCUCCCAUCGCUCCUUCCACGUCUCAUCGCAGCAACUUACUGGCUCUGACCCUCAACAACGCGCUUUCUUCACCUACUCAUCUUCUGAUACUCGCCGCCAUCUCAUCUCAGAAGGUCGCACUACCACUCACAAAGACGAUCAACCCACCACAUCCUCCUCACCCUCAGCUUCUCCCUUCUUCCUCGAAACGGGCUACUCUAUCUUCGCCAAACGCCCCAGCCGUGCCUUCCCACCUCCCUUCGUAUCCCUCCCGUCAGGCUCAUUUUCUGACCCACUCACCACUCACAACAACCCCGUUCGCGGCCGCCGUCCAUCAUAUAAUGGUGAGCCUAUUCGAGGCAUCACCAAUGGCGAUGACGCCAUUCUGAUCGGCGAUCAAAACUUCCUCGCCGUCAACGACGGUGUAGGCGCAUGGGCUCAGAAGGAACGAGGCCACGCUGCUUUAUGGUCUCGCUUAAUAGCACACUUUUGGGCCGUCGAGAUCGAAAAGUCACUCAGCUCCACCGAUAGUGAUGCCAAUAGCAAUGGCGUUAAGCUCGAGGAUCUUGACCCUAUAAAAUGUCUACAAACCGCCUACGAGGAGACUAAACUUGCGACUAAAGGCAGGGCCGAAGGUCUUGCUGUAGCUGACGCCGUUGCCUCCGGUGCGUUUGAUGAUCCAAAGCAGAAAACCUCCGACCUGUCUCCCUCAACCACAUCCUCAAAGAAGUCAAAAUCAAAAUCCAAGGACAACGACAAGGACAAUGAGAAAGACCCGUUCGACAUUCUCGGCACAACCACGGCAAGCUCUGCCCUGCUUUAUCACAAACCUAACCCCUCCCCACCGCCUCCUGAUCCAGUCCCAGUCAUCCUCGCUACUUCGCUGGGAGACUGCAAAGUCCUAAUCGUCCGCCCUUCCACCAAGUCGGUCAUUUAUCGUUCCACAGAACAAUGGCAUUGGUUUGAUUGCCCCCGUCAGCUUGGCACAAAUUCACCUGACACUCCUUUGACGAAUGGUGUCACCGAGAUUGUCGAUGUUCAAGUCAAUGACAUGGUUGCUGUACUCAGCGACGGUGUCACUGACAAUCUGUGGGAACAUGAAAUCUCGGAUAUUCUAUGCCAGGGUGUCGAAUUGUGGGAGGGUGAUGGUGAAGGCGAAGAAAAGGCGGAUGCUAACAAAGACGGCAUCGUCUAUGUCGCAAGAAAACUCAUGAACGCAGCCCGGGAGAUCGCCACUGAUCCUAACGCAGAAAGUCCAUAUAUGGAACGAGCCUUUGAUGAAGGUAUCGCGGCAGAAGGUGGUAAGCUGGAUGACAUCAGUGUCGUCUUGGGCAUAGUGAGGAAAAGAAAAUCACCAAGGAGCGAAAACGACAAGGCAGAUUGAUAUCAUGAUGCUCAGUGUUGCCGAAUAUAAUUCGUGGACCUUCCCAAAGUUCCACUUUCAGCUUACAGCAGUCCGGUCACCGCUGACGGUCUUCGAUGCGCUAUGAAAGCUGAACGACACUCAACGAGGCAUCUAAUGCCCGAAAUCGGUUCCGCAUUCUGUCUCCGACACAAGCCCGCUGCAAGAUUCGCGAGUGCUGUUUGUUCUCUGCCAGCCACUGCCACAGCUUCCCCAUCAGGUGCUAGAAAUGGGAAAUCCUCUAUCCAAGAUGUCUGCCUAGUCCACAUGGCAAAACAGUCAGUAUCCGCAAGCCAGAGCAAGCUCCCCAGCGCAUGUACCACAUUAAGACUGGAUCAAGAUACGCGAUUUGACGGAGGUAGCUUGCCCUGGGUUCCAGGGGCCCUUCAAGGCAGCUUGUGGGUCCCAAUAGUUCUCGGCAACAAUCACCGAGUCGUUGGCUCCAAACUCUCUUGGAUAGGGUACCUGUAUGUUGAUGGUGGCGAUGGCUGUCGCCUGGUUUGUCCUAGUGGCUCUCAACACGUGCAAAGCAUGGUCAUACAUAUCGAGGAAACAAACACCUCCUUCAUGGGUUUACUGGUGGCAUACAAAUGUUCUGAUUCUUCAUCAUCCGUGGCGCUAGUGUGAAUAGCUAGCUAGAUUGCUAAUAUUGUAUAGCCCUGAGUUACAGAUGUUCAAUCUCUGUGGGCCAUCCAGAGUCGAACAUCUAUGUGUCUUAGAUUUCCCGACGCCUUGCCAUGCCCAUGACUGACGGUUGUUCGCGUAAAUCAUGUCUGCUUUGCAUGUGUGAUGAGACAGAGAGCAUAGUCGCUAGCUAUGAGGACGUCGCGAUUAAUUUCUGGCUUUCGGCCAAUCUGCGUAGACCAGGUCGGUCAGAGUCGAACGCUCUCACAAUGUGGCAGAAGGCAACUUUCUGAACAACUUCAACAAAAGAGCUGAGCCAUCCGCCGGCGCUGUGGGUGCUCCUGGUGCCACAGAAACAGCAUCACCGACCUGGCCAAACCUUUGGGUCGACCAUAUUCGAAGCCAAGGUACUGUUCAAUUCUCCACCAUCGUUCCUCAUCCACUAAAUCGGAACUUGCUUGCCUCUAACCGUCCCAACCCCUCUCGAGGAGCCACAUUUCUUCGUCUGUAUGAAUUCGUGAAAUCUUGCAGGAGGACACGCACUUUUCUUGACUCGUUCUGCUCCAGCUUGUCUGAGAUUCCCUUCAUCAGCUUGUUCGCCUCUGCAGGUUUCAGAGUGCCCGCUGGAAGGAGCUGCAGUGUAUUUUGGACCCAUUGUGCAGCAGCUUGGGGAACCAGACUGAAGAGAGACAGCAGGACGGCUGACGCAUCUGGAAACACGUCUUCGGGGAAACUAAACAUCAUGCCUGUCAACACCCGAUGAACCAGUUGCUGUCCAGUGGUGCUGAGAACUCGCUUGACAGCGCUUCGCACUUCGAGCGGUGUCACGGGAGUUGGUUCACCAUUGGGUCCAUUGAAGUUCGAGAUCGGAGGAUGGUCAAAGCCGAAGUCAAGGAAGUCUCGGAGGAAAUGCAACGAGGCCAGAACUGGCUCCAGCGAUUGAAGCGUCAGCGCAGUCAGGGAUGCCUGUACCAUGGGCUCUGCCAAGUGCGAUGUAAUAGCUUUCGCCGGAUAGUAUCUGAUGGCAUCUGACGCUAAACGGAAGAAAUCUUCGAUGAUAUCAGGGAGCUCAACAGGCUGUAGGUCGGCCAAAAUACGGAAGAAAACCGUAGCUUGCUGGGCGAAGAAUUGGUACACAUUUUCACUGGUGGCCUCGUCAACGAAUUCAGCACCAUAUGAAAAUUCUCGAAUGACCGCAUUGGUGGCCCACAGAAAUGCUCCCUGGCGAGAAGUCUCAAAUCCUUCGGCAAUGCUGGUAGCAAGAGCUGGCAGUAGUGGCGCAGUAGCGGUCCGAUAGGAGAUUAUCAUGGUUCUCCAGCACUUGCAAACUCGCUCCAAGAUGGGAAUCGACUUUGUAAAGUGUUUGGCGAUGCCUGACAAGGCAGGUAGGAUUUCCUGGCAGUAUUUGACUGCUGGGUUUGCCUCCUGUGGUGAAACAUAUGGCUGAACAUAGUCGAAGAAGAUGGUGAUGAGGCCUAGAUAGUCAGCUACUUGCUUCUCAGCGGCUUCAUCCUUGGCGUGUUGAGCGAGCGAAACCACUCUGUUCAUGACAGGGUCGCAGAAGAGCUUCAAAGAUGCGUAGAUAUGAUCAACUGGCUGCACUCCAACCACUGCAGCAACGCCUUCGGUCACCUCUUCUUGAC